Molecule: messenger RNA, 1917 nt
Organism: Mycosarcoma maydis (corn smut)
Lineage: Eukaryota; Fungi; Basidiomycota; Ustilaginomycetes; Ustilaginales
Exons: 1
Coding region: 1-1917 (638 amino acids)
Molecular function (GO): RNA binding
Source: RefSeq, a predicted model, not a curated record
AUGAACCGACAUCAUCCCUACGGUGGUUACGAUGAGAGGCCUGGCCGCGGCGCUCGUGGUGGAGGCAACCCUUCCAUGCGCGGCCGCCCACCCCAUCCUGGCGGCAUGAGCCCUCCUCCUUCUUCUGGCUAUCCUUCGUACGAUCCUGCUGCCUCCACCAUGACCGAUUCCUCGGCUUCAUACGCUCCGCAGGAUACGUACGGUGGAGCCAAUGAAUUUGCUGGCGGCCCAGAUCGCCACUAUCAGAUUCCUAUGAGUGGUGCUCCCCAAAGGGGUGGCAUGAGCGCACGUGGUGGUCUCCCUGGCUCUCGUCCACCUCCCCCGGGCCAGACCAUGAACACUCCUCCUUCCUACGGAUAUACCCCAGCCUCGUUUGAAAAAGCACCGUACAAUGCUUCAGCCCCACCCGCUUCGUACGGCCAGCCACUGCAGCAGCAGACUCCUGCAUAUCCGCAAGACUACAAUGCCGCUGGCCCACCUCCAUCUGGUCCUCCAUCGGCCAGCUUUGAUAGUCAGUCUUACGCUGGAACUCCUUCGUAUGGCCAAGGUUUCCGACCCGACGGGGCAUCGCAAGCCUCUUACGGCCUUUCUCGUCCUCCCUUUGAUGAAGAUGGCUUCAGGGGUGGUCGCGGAGGUCGAGGUGGACGAGGCGGUCGUGGUGGCGGACGCGGCGGAAGAGGCGGUGGCUUUGGUGGUGGUGGAGGCGGCAGGGGUUUCGAUGACGAUGAAAAGCCUUGCCGUACGCUUUUCGUGCGAAGUAUCAAUUUCGAAACAGACUCCGGAUUUGUCAAGCAACAAUUUGAACAGUUCGGCCAGAUAAAGACCUUCUUUGAUAUGGUCAACAAACGUGGUAUCGCAUUCAUCACGUACUAUGACCUUCGGUCCGCGCGAGACGCCAUGCUAGCCAUGAAAGGCGCCCUAUUUGGCGGCAGACCCAUCAACAUCCAUUACUCAUUGCCACGUGAAGAGGACAAAGCGCAGCGCUGUGAUCGUGACAAGAACCAGGGAACCCUCUUCACCGUGCUCAAAGGAUCCCGCCAAGAUCUCAACGACGAUGCCGUUCGCGAAGUAUUCGCCGAGUUUGGCGAUGUCAAGAAGAUCCGCGAUUACCCCGGACAGAAGAACAGCCGCUUUGUAGAGUACUUUGACAGCCGUGCCUGCCAGCUUGCUCAUGACCAACUCAACGCUCGCCCCUACUUGGAUGGUCAGUGGGAUCUCAAGUUUGCCUGGGACGUGGUCACUGAUGAGGACCUCGAGUGGGCUAAAGUUCCGCAGCAAGGCAGUGGCCAAGGAUUCCAAGCCGGUCCACCUGCACCUCAGUCUGGCUGGGGCAGGCCUGGACCCCCCGGGGGUCCUGAUCUGGUUGCACCGUCCGCCGACUAUGUCACGCCUGGUGGAAGCGAUUCAAACCUUGGCUACGGACGUCCGCCCGUCCCUGCCACAGGCGCACCUGUGGACAACGGAUGGGGCAGACGUGCCGGCUCUGGCCCCGCGUCCACAUCCGUCUCAGGGCCAACACCUGCGGCUGCUUCUGGCGCCGAUCACGGAGACGCCAACCGUCUCGAACAAGCUCUGAAGGUGCAGCAACUGCUCGCCUCUCUCGGCGCUGCUUCCAAGCCUCCGGCGACGACUGCGACUGCGACCUCGACUCCUCCUCCUCCUUCUGUUGCAAGCCUACCUGCACGUAGCCCGCCUGCGGCGCAUACUUCUACAGCAAGUUCAUCUGCAGCUUCGGUUCUCCCGCCCAACAUUGCUGCCCUGCUGCAGUCGGCCGCUGGCGCACCUAAACCCAUGCAGCCACCCAAGCCUCAAUCGGCUCCCUCGAAUGCUCCGGUUGCAGGGCAGGACAACGGCCAGCAGUCUGUUCAGCAACUUUUGAGCAUGCUCAACCAAAACCGACCUCCCCCUCCCUCUUAG